AGAAAUCAGCUGUUGGAAUACAAAACAAUAACACGUGAAAUCUUUAAGAAGUAAAUAAAUAUAUUUUUGAAGUAAUUUAAGAAGGAUAUGUCCUUUCCCAGUGAAGCCUCAUCAGCCUCUGAGCACGAGGCCAGCAGUGAUGAUGAAACCCAGAAUGCCAUUCGGGAGGAUCUCAAAGGAAUGUCCUUUGAGGAGAUAAUGAAGCUCAAAGAGGAACUGGGCGCCAAGGUGUACAAAGAAGCCGUUCUCGGAGGCAAGAGCUCCAGACCCCAGAAACCCAAAACCAAAACCGACCUGAAACGCCUAAACAAAAAUCGACCCCGUGAAAUGAGCACCCGACGACAGGUUCCAUUUCUGGGAGCAGAACACCGGGUGGAGCGUAAGAAAACCGUAGAACUCCGAGAUCCACGCUUCGACGAGAAGUCGGGAUCAUAUAAUGCGGAGACCUUCAAGAAGAACUACCAGUUUGUUGCCCAAAUUCGCUCCAAGGAGGUUGGUCAGCUGAAGAAGCAACUGGACGAGGUGGAGGAUGAUGAGGAAAAGCACAAAAUAAAGGACACCAUGCAGCGAUUGAUUAACAAGAAUGUGGAGGACAAAAAGUGGCACACCAAACAGAAGCAACUCAAAAAGGAGCGUGCUACCAUUCAGAAGAAACACAAUUUAGGACAGCAGCCCCACUAUCUAACAAAGAAGGAGCGCCGUGCCAAGGAAUUAGUGGCCCAGUUUGAGAAGCUGAAAAACGAGGGAAAACUCAACAAACACCUGGAAAAGCGCCGCAAGAAGAACGCCGCCAAGGACCGCAAACGCAUUGGCAUAGAAUAGGGUUUUCACUUUAAGUAUAAAUGUAUUUUUAACAAUUAAAAGCACUGUGCAAAAUAGCAAACCUA
Messenger RNA from Drosophila suzukii, 887 nucleotides. RefSeq names its product ribosomal RNA processing protein 36 homolog. The record is from RefSeq and is a predicted model, not a curated record. NCBI's taxonomy places the organism in Eukaryota, Metazoa, Arthropoda, Insecta, Diptera, Drosophilidae. Gene Ontology annotation, cellular component: nucleolus; 90S preribosome. Gene Ontology annotation, biological process: maturation of SSU-rRNA from tricistronic rRNA transcript (SSU-rRNA, 5.8S rRNA, LSU-rRNA).